AUGAGUGCGCCAAAUCUAGAGAUUGGGCAAAAGAAAGUAUUAAUAGAAAACUUGAAGAACGGCUCAGAAUUAGAAGGAAUGAGACCCAUCAUUGAUGAAAUUAAGAAGAAACUUACAACAUUCGUUAAUAAUUGCGAUUCAACUUCAAUCUUUUUGUCUGGUCCAUCUGGCAGCGGAAAGUCAUUCUGUGUAAAUCAGGCUAUGAAAGAGGCGCUACCAGAAAAUAUGUGGCGCGUUGUAAUCGAUUGCAGAAUUUUUGAUACAGACAAAGCAGCCUGCAAGGAAUUUCUUCGUCAAACAAACUCCACUGCUACGGCAUCUAUUCUUGAUGUAUUAAGAGAAAAAGGUUCUGGAGUGAUUGUUUUUGACCAUUUCGAUUCAUUAAAAAUUAUCAAACGCCAAUUCUUCCUUUAUACAAUAUUUGAUUCAAUUCAUGCAAAUACAAUUUCAAUCUGCUCAAUUAUUAAUACAUCUUCUGUUGAACCCCUUUCAAAUCUUGAAAAACGUGUUAGAUCUCGUUUAACCCCUCAAUAUAUCGACGUUCCAGCUCCAACAUUCGAUUCGACUAAGGAAUUUCUUACUAAAACACUUGUUUUCGAUGGUCCAAAGACAUCAAACGAAAAAUCUUGGAAUAAAUACGUCAAAAGCUUCUUCGACUCAGACAAUCUCGACCAACUUAAGCACUUAUUCUCAAUAUCACCAACACUUCAUACAGCACUUGUUUAUGGCCAGAAAUUUGUACUUUCUGACGAUCAUAAAACAUUAGAAAAGAAAUUUAUGGAUAAUUUAUCCAUUGAAAGGUUCCUUGGUAAUCUUUCACAAACAGAGCUUAUUAUACUCUUCAUGGCUGCUUAUAUGGUUGAAGUUAAAGAAAUUCCUGAAUAUUCUGUAGAUACAAUUCGCCAUGAGUUACAUGAGUUAUACAGAACACAUAACUUCUUAUAUAGAAUCCAUAAAGACAACGCAAACCUUGCUUGGGAUAAAUUAAAAUCUUUAGGUUUCAUUGUUCCAACAACAAAGGAUUCGACAAGAUACACGUUUACUUUGUUCGCUGAAGACUUGAAAUCAAGUAUUUCUUUGAUUCCAACUGAUUACCAGGUUUGGAUCAAAAAUUGGUUAACUGUUUAA
This is a messenger RNA of Trichomonas vaginalis G3, 1128 nucleotides long. RefSeq names its product DNA replication origin binding. The transcript has a single exon. Gene Ontology annotation, biological process: DNA replication; DNA replication initiation. Gene Ontology annotation, molecular function: ATP binding; DNA replication origin binding; ATP hydrolysis activity. The record is from RefSeq and is a predicted model, not a curated record. Gene Ontology annotation, cellular component: nuclear origin of replication recognition complex; nucleus. The coding region runs from base 1 to 1128 and encodes 375 amino acids. NCBI's taxonomy places the organism in Eukaryota, Parabasalia, Trichomonadida, Trichomonadidae.